AUGGUGACGGCGAGUCCCAAGAAGUUGCCAGCUGCCGCGCUCGUCUCACAACCAGCACAACCAGAAUCCCAAUCCCAAUCCCAAUCCCAAUCCCAAUCCCAAUCACCAAACCCAGAAUCAAACACAAACCUGGACCUCCAACGAAUCCCCCAGCAACAGAAGCAGCCGCAAGCGCGUCUCCCGAUAAAAACCUACCACUGCGCCUUCUGCAACCACCUCCUCCUCGCCUCAACCCGCGAUCUGGCCAGCUUACCCUGCCGCCGCGAGCCAGCGCGAGAUCGCGCAUUGAUAUUACCGCUUCCGAAAGCAGUCCCAGAAGAAGAAGAAGAGGAAGAAGAGGAAGAGGAAGAGGAAGAAGAGGCGGAGGGGUGUGAUAGAGAGGGUGCUGAACACGAAAGCGAAAAUGAAAAUGAAACUAAAGCCGCACCCGGGGGUGCCAGCAACUCCCAGAACGAGAAGAACGAAAAGUCGAAAACGAAGUCUGAUUCAAAACGACAGCAGCAACAGCAACAGCAACAGCAACAGCAACAGCAACAGCAGAAACACUAUACCAUCCUCCUCUCCACAACGAUACCAGAUCGCCAGCCAACCAUGAUCCGGCGUGAAGAUGGGUUCGAGAAGAGGUUGUCGCUGCGCUGUGGACGGUGUCGGGUGGUUAUGGGAUAUGCGUUGGAUGAGGUGCAUUUUGCGGAUAAUAAAGUUGGUGUUAUUGCAGGUAGUGGGGAUGGGAACGGGGAUGGGAAAGAGAAGGAACGGAAGAGGCGGAGGAAGAAGGCGGAGGAGGUUGUCUAUAUCUUACCCGGUUCCUUGGUGGAGACAGAGGAGAUGGGGAAGGGGGAGAAUAUGGUUCAGCGGGCGGAGUGGACGUGUUGGGAGAAGGGCAAGAAGUGA
Messenger RNA from Paracoccidioides brasiliensis Pb18, 891 nucleotides. RefSeq lists its product as uncharacterized. The transcript has a single exon. The coding region runs from base 1 to 891 and encodes 296 amino acids. The record is from RefSeq and is a predicted model, not a curated record.